Nerophis lumbriciformis (worm pipefish) is the source of this 3351-nucleotide messenger RNA. The record is from RefSeq and is a predicted model, not a curated record. Lineage: Eukaryota; Metazoa; Chordata; Actinopteri; Syngnathiformes; Syngnathidae.
AUGCUCAACAACAUGACAACAGACACUGAGGAAGGAGAGGAGAGCCCUAACAACCAGGGUGAUGGGAACCUCAAAGAGAGCAGUCCUUUCAUCAACAGCAGCGUCUCUUGUGAUGUGGAGAAGAGCCAACAGUAUGAUGGCAAGAACAUGGCCCUAUUUGAGGAGGAAAUGGACACUAGUCCCAUGGUGUCAUCUUUGCUUAGCAGCCUAGCCAACUACUCCAACUUACCAACUGGGAGCAAAGAGCAUGAGGAAGCUGAAAACAAUGAGGAGGGUGGACGACCAUCUAAAAAACCUGUCACGGCUCCACAACUGGGAACUCUGAUGGGUGUUUACUUACCGUGUAUUCAAAAUAUAUUUGGUGUGAUCCUUUUCUUGCGAAUGACCUGGAUGGUCGGGAUUGGGGGCGUCUUUGGUUCCUUCAUAAUUGUCUUCAUGUGUUGCUCUACAACUAUGCUAACGGCCAUCUCUAUGAGUGCCAUAGCUACAAACGGAGUGGUUCCAGCCGGAGGUUCCUAUUACAUGAUCUCUCGAUCACUUGGGCCGGAGUUUGGUGGUGCUGUUGGGAUUUGUUUCUACUUGGGCACCACUUUUGCUGGCGCCAUGUACAUCCUUGGUUGUAUUGAAAUCCUGCUAAUUUAUAUUGUUCCUCAGGCAGCCAUCUUCAAAAUCGAGGGCUUGGAGGGGCUGGAAGCAGAGGCGGCCCUUCUAAAUAAUAUGCGGGUGUACGGCACCAUAGUCCUAAGCUUCAUGGCCCUGGUCGUGUUCGUGGGGGUGAAAUAUGUCAACAAGCUGGCACUGGUUUUUCUAGCCUGUGUCAUCCUCUCCAUCCUGGCUGUUUAUGCAGGAGUCAUCAAGACUGCCAUUGAGCCACCAGUCUUCCCGGUGUGCCUCCUGGGAAAUCGAACUCUUACCUCCAAAGGCUAUGACAUCUGUGCAAAGGUCAUUGAAAUCGACAAUGAGACUGUCACCACCAAAUUAUGGCGCUCGUUCUGUGAUUCAGAGUACCUGAAUGCCACUUGCGAUGACUACUUCAACAACAACAACGUCACAGAGAUACAGGGGAUUCCAGGGGUCACUAGUGGAAUCCUGGCUGAAAACUUGUUUGGCAAUUAUUUGGAAAAAGGGAUGAUUGUAGAGAAGAGGGGACUGGCUUCACAACCGGACCUAGAAAGUUCUGCUUCUGGCACAAACCGCUUUGUGCUUGCCGACAUCAGCAGCUUCUUUACACUGCUGGUGGGAAUAUACUUCCCAUCUGUCACAGGUAUCAUGGCGGGUUCCAAUCGCUCUGGAGACUUGCGCGAUGCUCAAAAGUCCAUCCCUAUCGGCACCAUCGCAGCCAUCACCACCACAUCUACUGUGUAUAUUUCCUGUGUGGUCCUCUUUGGCGCUUGUAUAGAGGGUGUUGUCCUGAGGGAUAAGUUUGGUGAAGGAGUAAACGGUAACCUGGUGAUAGGGACUCUGGCAUGGCCAUCUCCAUGGGUCAUUGUGUUUGGAUCGUUUUUCUCCACCUGCGGUGCAGGACUUCAGAGUUUGACAGGAGCUCCACGUCUCUUGCAGGCUAUCUCAAGAGAUGGUAUCAUCCCAUUUCUUCGAGUCUUUGGGCAUGGUAAAGCCAAUGGGGAGCCCACCUGGGCCCUCCUGCUAACUGCUAGCAUUUGUGAGAUUGGCAUUAUCAUUGCCUCUCUGGAUGCUGUUGCACCCAUCCUCUCAAUGUUCUUCCUAAUGUGUUACAUGUUCGUUAAUCUUGCCUGUGCACUACAAACAUUACUGAGGACACCAAACUGGAGGCCACGGUUUAAGUUCUACCAUUGGGCUCUAUCUUUCCUGGGUAUGAGCUUGUGCUUAUCACUUAUGUUCAUCUGUUCCUGGUAUUAUGCCAUCGUUGCCAUGGGGAUUGCCACCUGCAUUUACAAAUACAUUGAAUUCCGUGGAGCUGAGAAAGAGUGGGGUGAUGGGAUACGCGGCAUCUCUCUGAGCGCAGCCCGAUUUGCUCUCAUGAGGUUGGAAGAAGGACCACCACAUACCAAGAAUUGGAGGCCUCAAAUUUUGGUUCUGGUCAGUACGGAUGCCGAGCAGAACGUCGAGCAGCCUCGUCUGAUCUCUUUGACCAAUCAGCUGAAAGCAGGGAAAGGCCUUACUAUUGUUGGCACCUCUGUUCAAGGAACGUUUCUUGACAACUACACUGAGGCCCAAAGGGCAGACCAGUCUCUGCGGAAACUGAUGGAGGCAGAGAAGGUUAAGGGCUUCCCCCAAGUCGUUGUAUCAUCCAAUCUGAGGGAUGGGACAUCCCAUCUGAUACAAGUUGGUGGACUAGGAGGUUUGAAGCACAAUACUGUAAUGAUCAGCUGGCCACGUAACUGGAAACAGCCCGAGUUCCACCAACAAUUCCGAGACUUUAUUGAGGUUGUCAGAGAAACGACAGUGGCCAGUUUGGCCUUGUUAGUUCCCAAAAACAUCUCUAGCUACCCAUCCAAUGGAGAGCGCUUCACUGAAGGACACAUCGAUGUAUGGUGGAUUGUUCACGACGGAGGCAUGCUGAUGCUUCUGCCGUUCUUACUGCGUCAGCAUAAGGUGUGGAGAAAGUGCAAGAUGCGCAUUUUCACUGUAGCUCAGAUGGACGACAAUAGUAUUCAGAUGAAAAAGGACGUCAUAACUUUCCUUUAUCACCUGCGUAUUGAUGCUCAGGUGGAAGUGGUGGAGAUGCAUGAUAGUGACAUCUCAGCCUACACCUAUGAAAAGACACUUGUCAUGGAACAGCGCUCACAGAUUCUUAAGCAGAUGCAUCUGACAAAGAAUGAGAUGGAGCGAGAGAUUCAGAGCAUAACAGAUUCAUCACGUGGCUCAAUCCGACGUAAAAAAUCCAAUGCCUCUCGCUCACACCAUAGCAUUGAGGAAGGAAGCAGUGUGGCUGAACAACCAGAAGAGGAGUCUGUGGCUGUUUCCAACUCAAAACAGGUCCAGCUUAUUCACAGUAAGAACGCUUCAACACCUACCAGCCCUACCAGCCCCACAACACCUGCUGGAAGCGGAAACACUUGGACGGACUAUAAGGGGGCUGACAAGAGAAAGAACCUGGAGACGAGCAAAGACCCCUUCAGCAUGAAACCGGAAUGGGAAAAUUUGAACCAGACAGAUGUGAGGCGCAUGCACACAGCUUUGCGGCUCAAUGAAGUCAUCACAAAGAAGUCCAAGGAGGCAAAGCUUGUCCUACUAAACAUGCCAGGACCCCCCAAAAAUCGUAUGGGUGAAGAAAACUACAUGGAGUUUCUCGAGGUGCUCACUGAGGGUUUGAAUCGGGUUCUCCUUGUCCGUGGAGGGGGACGUGAAGUCAUUACAAUCUACUCCUGA